UCCGCGGUACCGCGGCGGCGGCCGCUGCCCGGCGUGUGGGGCCGGAGGGCGGCGGGCAGCCCAGCCCGCCCGUCCUUCCCUGCCGCCGCCAUGGUGUCGUGCGGGGCCGUGCAGAGUUUUCUCUUCGAGUACGACACCCCCCGCAUCGUCCUGAUCCGCAGCCGCAAAGUGGGGCUCAUCAACCGCGGGGUGCAGCUCGCCAUACUCGCUUACGUGAUCGGCUGGGUCUUUGUGUGGGAGAAGGGCUACCAGGAAACAGAUUCUGUGGUCAGUUCUGUAACCACAAAGGUGAAAGGAGUAACGCUGACAAACACAUCCUCCUUGGGAGCCAGAAUCUGGGAUGUAGCUGACUAUGUCAUCCCUCCUCAGGAGGAGAACAGCGUGUUUGUCAUGACCAAUGUGAUAUUCACACUAAACCAGACCCAGGGCCAAUGUCCAGAGCUUCCAGAUGAUAAAACAGAGUGCGGCAAGAACAACAGCUGUGUUCCAGGAUAUGUCAGCACCCACAGCAAUGGCAUCCAAACCGGGAAAUGUGUAAAUUACAACGACAGCAUCAAGACCUGUGAAGUCUUUGCAUGGUGCCCCGUGGAGGAUGACUAUCACAUACCCAAGCCGGCCUUCCUGCAAGGAGCUGAGAACUUCACCAUUCUGGUGAAGAACAAUAUUUGGUAUCCCAAAUUCAACUUCACCAAACGAAAUAUCCUCCCCACUAUCAACUCCACUUACCUCAAGAACUGCAUCUAUGACUCCCAGACAGAUCCCUUCUGCCCUAUCUUUCGUCUAGGGAAAAUAGUUGAAGCUGCAGGGCAGAACUUCCAGGAGAUGGCUGUGGAGGGUGGAGUCAUGGGGCUGCAGAUCAAAUGGGACUGCAACCUUGACAGAGCUGCUUCCCACUGCGUGCCGAAAUAUUCCUUCCGGCGCCUUGACAACAAGGACACUGCCCACACCGUCUCGCCCGGGUACAACUUCAGGUUUGCAAAAUACUACAAGGAUGGUAGUGGCAUUGAAUCACGGACACUUGUCAAAGCCUAUGGAAUCCGCUUUGAUAUCAUAGUGUUUGGAAAGGUAGGGCAACUUCAUUCCUGGAGGUUGUGGGGUGAGGGCGUUCAGGGAGGCAGAAAAAACAUACUCAGCCUUGUGACUGUCUUCCAGGCAGGAAAAUUUGAUGUAAUUCCUACAAUGAUUAACAUUGGCUCUGGCUUAGCGCUGUUUGGUGUGGCAACAGUGCUAUGCGACCUUGUUGUCCUGAACUGCAUGAAGAAGAAAUACUACUAUCGGGAGAAGAAAUACAAAUAUGUGGAGGAUUAUGAAAUGGGAGACAGCGAGACAUACGGAACCAACUCCUGAUCUCCUGCUGCUGCAGCACCAGCUGCUGCUGUGAACUGAUGCUGUGAAUGUUUCCCUGACCCUGCUGUGAGACCCGCCCUCUCUUCCUCGGAAGGAAGGAGGGAACAAACCUAAGAAAGGGAUGUUCUUCACUACUCGCCACCUUUUGCUAGCCGGAACCAACCCCCAGAGGGGAGAACUGGAUCUGUCUGUUCUUCCCAGGUUAACGGCACUAAGCACGUACAGAGCCUUGUGGUUUUGUGCCAGACCUCUGCACCAGGCGAGCCUGGGAUAACGUCAUUGUCAUUUCAACAGUCCUCCUUUCUCUGAGCUCAGUGGUAGCAGAGAGCAGCAAAGGCUCUUCCUUACAGCAACUGUGGCUCCUGUCAUGUGUUGCCUAACAUUAGGAGAGCAGUUACCUGAUCACUUUUCCUUGCCAUGAGGGAUUGUGAUGUUUAGGUGAGACUACUUUCUAUUUAAUUGUCUCUAAGCUCCAGUGGCCACAAACUGAGAUAAAGCGGUGCCUGAUUCCAUUGUGCUACGGUACGUGGCUUCCUGGUUACAGGAUUUAUUUUCUGUUUUAUCUCUUUUAUGCCACUAUGCUAAAAUUUGCUUUCUUUUUUUAAUAAAAUAUUAGCUUCUAUCAUCA
Cygnus atratus (black swan) is the source of this 1975-nucleotide messenger RNA. It is a transcript of the gene P2RX4, whose product is annotated as purinergic receptor P2X 4. The record is from RefSeq and is a predicted model, not a curated record. The coding region runs from base 91 to 1347 and encodes 418 amino acids. Gene Ontology annotation, molecular function: extracellularly ATP-gated monoatomic cation channel activity; purinergic nucleotide receptor activity; ATP binding. The transcript has 11 exons. Gene Ontology annotation, biological process: monoatomic cation transmembrane transport; response to ATP. Gene Ontology annotation, cellular component: plasma membrane; nuclear inner membrane. NCBI's taxonomy places the organism in Eukaryota, Metazoa, Chordata, Aves, Anseriformes, Anatidae.